CGCAGUCUCCCCUCCCCUCCUCGGCGCUCUCAGACAAGCAAGCACGCACCCACUCUCUCCUCCUCACCUCAAAACGCAAGCCGAGCCGACCAACGGCGACCACCUCACCUCACCUCAGAUCCCCCUCCCACGCCUGCCGCCCGCCCGCCGCCCCCUCCUGAAAUCCCGCCCCUGCCCCUGCCGCCGGGCGCGCUGCCCGAGGGCAUCCCGGUAAUUUCCCGCCGCCACCGUACCCCGUCCGGUCUCCGGACCGACCCCGGCUGGCUGGCUGGCUGUCGGUCGCCGCGCCUGCCUGGCUGUCAUUGUCCACGCAACCUCUCCCCGUCCGUCCGGAACACGGAAGUAAUCGCCGGUUACCCGGUCAAACCCAUCACGCGGCGGCUCCGAUCCGGCCCGGCCAUGCCUGCCUAUCCCACCUCGCCGUCUGUCACGUGCCGCGCGCGUGGCCCCCCCUCGGCCGGCGCCCCACCCCCGCCCCCGGCGUGCCCUUUUAUUCCAACCCCCCGACCCGACCCUCACCGCCCGUUCCCAAUUCACCCCACCGUCCGUCCGUCACGCGCACCCCGCGACUUUCUUGUUCCCCUAGGGUUAGGGUUCGUCGCCAGAUCUGAGGGGAGGCGAUGGAGCUGAGGGAGAUGGCCGCGGCGGCGGCGGCGGCUGCGUCGGCGGGAGGAGGAGGAGGAGGCGGCGGUGGGGGAGGGGGCGGGGGCGGCAGGCUGCCGCCGCCCAACCCCAACCUGCCCUACCGCGAGGACUGCUGGAGCGAGGGCGAGACGGCGGCGCUCGUAGGCGCCUGGGGCAGCCGCUACGUCGACCUCAACCGCGGCAACCUGCGCCAGAAGCAGUGGCAGGAGGUCGCCGGCGCCGUCAACUCGCGCCGCGGGGCCGCCGCGCGCCGCCGCCCGCCGCGCACCGACGUCCAGUGCAAGAACCGCGUCGACACGCUCAAGAAGAAGUACAAGGCCGAGCGCGCCCGCGGCGGGCCCUCCGCCUGGAACUUCUACGGCGAGCUCGACCGCCUCGUCGGCCCCACCCUCUCCGCCGCCGCCGCCACCAAGAAGCACCCCUCCUCCGGGCUGCCGGCCCCUCACUUCGCCCUGCCCCUCCACCCUUCCGCCGCCAGGAGGCACCCGUCGCCCUCCUCUUCGCCGUCCCCGCCUCCGCCCAUGGCUCUGCCGCUGCCCAACUACCGCCGCGGGGCGCCGCUCCCUGCCGCCGCGUUUAUCCAGCAGGCCGCCGCCGCCGCUGCCGCGAUUUCUGAUUCAGACGACUCCGGUGAUCUCGGUGACAACAACAGCAACAACUCGCGGCGGUCACCAUCCCGCUCCAUUUCAUCGCACUCCGGUGGUAACAACAAGCGCCGCCGCCGCAGCGAAAGCAGCAGUGGUGGCGAUGGUGGUGUCGGCGAGCUGGCGAGGGCGAUCGAGGCAUUUGCAGAGAUGUACGAGCGCGUCGAGAGUGCCAAGCAGAAGCAGUUCCUGGAGAUGGAGCGAGAGCGGAUCAACUUCAUGAAGCAGCUGGAGGUGAAGCGCAUGGAGAACUUCGUCGAUGCACAUGUGAAGCUCGCAAGAAUGAAGCAUGCCAAGAAGAACGGAGGUUCUGCAGCCAAUGGUACCAUUGGAGUGGAGUUGGCUUCCUCCGUCGCUGCGCUGCCUUUCCUCUCCAACCCUGCAUACCUCUGAUGUUGAGGAAGCCUCUAGGUAAAGUUGAUUGGUCAUUUCAGUUUAGAUGAACAUUGCUCUAGGUUAUUGUUCGUUUCCUUGAUCUGUGGCUACUGCAAAGUUUGUAAUAUCAGUGUUGGUGUGCUAAUCUUAACCAAUAUGUGGCAUGAGGAUGCUGUUCGUUAAUGUUUAGGAAUUUGUAUCCUUGAAGUAUGUAGAGGCAUAAUUUUAAAUGUGAAACCCAUAUACAAUGAUAAUUUGGUUUA
Messenger RNA from Triticum aestivum (bread wheat), 1927 nucleotides. RefSeq names its product trihelix transcription factor ASIL2. NCBI's taxonomy places the organism in Eukaryota, Viridiplantae, Streptophyta, Magnoliopsida, Poales, Poaceae. The transcript has a single exon. The coding region runs from base 621 to 1682 and encodes 353 amino acids. Gene Ontology annotation, cellular component: nucleus. Gene Ontology annotation, molecular function: transcription cis-regulatory region binding. The record is from RefSeq and is a predicted model, not a curated record.